Molecule: messenger RNA, 1350 nt
Organism: Loa loa (African eye worm)
Lineage: Eukaryota; Metazoa; Nematoda; Chromadorea; Rhabditida; Onchocercidae
Exons: 10
Coding region: 1-1350 (449 amino acids)
Biological process (GO): telomeric loop disassembly; negative regulation of DNA recombination; regulation of double-strand break repair via homologous recombination
Cellular component (GO): nucleus
Molecular function (GO): ATP binding; hydrolase activity, acting on acid anhydrides, in phosphorus-containing anhydrides; DNA binding
Source: RefSeq, a predicted model, not a curated record
AUGCAUGCAGUACAAAUUGGUAGGUCUACUGUGGAGUUUCCAUUCGAACCAUAUGAGUGCCAGAUUAAAUUUAUGGAAAAAGUUGUGGAAGCUUUAUGGACGGGACAGAACGCAGCAUUGGAAUCGCCAACCGGAACCGGCAAGACACUAUGUUUAUUAUGUGCUGCCAUUGCAUUCUUGAAAGAUUAUAAAUCAAGGAUAUCUCAGAUGGACAGUAUCAUGAAAUACAAGGUCACUGUUCCAGCUUUACUAUCACAUAACCCAAAAAUUCUUUACGCAUCCCGAACCCAUAGUCAAUUGGCGCAAGUAAUCAGUGAAUUAAACAAAACAACCUACAAGGACAUUAAGACCGUAACUUUGGCCUCACGUGAUAUACUUUGUAUCAAUGAUAAAGUGAUGAAAGAAAAUAGUAGUCAUGUCAAAUCGCUAAUGUGUAGAAAUUUGAUCAGCAAGCAUCAAUGUCCAUUUUAUAAUUCUUAUGAAAAAGCUGAUCCAUCAACAUUGGAUUUAUUGUAUAAUGGAAAUGGAUUGGUUCCAGAUAUCGAAGAAGUCAUCAAUAUAUCUCAGAAGCAUAGGUAUUGUCCGUAUUUCCGGAAUCGUACAGUGUAUGAAAAUGCUGAUCUCAUUCUUUUGCCAUAUAAUUAUAUCGUUGAUCCUUCCUUGCGACAUAAGCAUAACAUUCAACUGAAGGGGAAUAUUGUCAUUUUCGAUGAGGCACAUAAUUUGGAAUCAAUUUGCGAAGAGUCAACUUCAGUAUCGUUUUCAACUACUCAAAUAAGUGCUUGUAUAAGAGAAGCAAAGAAAGUUCUGGAAAUGAUAAUAAGUGAUGAAGAGGAAGUUCGGAUAAAAAUGGAUAAUGCGGCUGUACCAUUUGGUACCGAAAUUCAGGAAACAAAUGAACCAAAAAUUGAGAAGAACGACGUAGCUUACCUACUUGCAUCUUUGCAUCAAUUCGAAGAUGCUGUAGAUGUUUGCAUGAAAGACAAGGGAGAGAAAAUAAUUGGAAUUGAUGGUAAAGUUUAUCCGGGCGAAAAAAUGAUUGAAUUACUAUCGAAAGCAGGAUUUCGGAAGGAUAUGAGAGAAGCAAUAUCAUUGACUGUUGAUAAAAUUGGACAGUAUCUCACAGCAAAAGCACAAAAUGAGUCAACUGGAGAGUUUGUCGAAAAAGGAGUUUAUCUUCAAGAAUUCUCAUCAUUCAUUUCGACUGUUUACGCAGAUAAACACGCUUCAUUAGAGGUAUUGGGUAGUUCGACAAGUGCAAUGAGAAAUUUGGACAGAAAGGUCGCAGAUGUCAGCAGCGCGAAAUGUUUUCAAGUAUGUUUCGCAGUAGCUUGUAUCAAUGUUAUGUAG